Molecule: messenger RNA, 3665 nt
Organism: Phacochoerus africanus (Common warthog)
Lineage: Eukaryota; Metazoa; Chordata; Mammalia; Artiodactyla; Suidae
Gene: PLA2G7
Product: phospholipase A2 group VII
Exons: 12
Coding region: 229-1539 (436 amino acids)
Molecular function (GO): 1-alkyl-2-acetylglycerophosphocholine esterase activity
Source: RefSeq, a predicted model, not a curated record
CCUCGGGGCGAGGUCAGGGUCGGGGCGUCCAGACCGCGCCCCGCGGACAGAGCGCGAAGGCUGCGCGCAGCCUCCCGCCCCCGCGUCGCGAGGUCACGGUGACCCGGUGACCGAGAUCGGCAGAAUCUGCAAACAGCGGGCAGGGUCGACGAGCCCGGUCCGGGUUCCGGCGAGCAGCUCCCCGCGGCGCCCGGAAGGUUAAGCUGAAACGGCUGCUCAGCUUCCAAGAUGUUGCUCCCCAAAAUGCAUGUGCUUUUCUGCUUCUGCAGCUGCCUGGCGCUGGCUCAGCCUUUUGACUGGCAAGACCCUAAUCCCGUUGCCCAUAUGAAAUCAUCAGCAUGGGUCAGUAAGAUCCAAGCGCUGAUGGCUGCUGCAGGCUUUGGCCAAACGAAAAUCCCCAGAGGAAAUGGAUUGUACUCCGUCGGUUGUACCGACCUGAUGUUUGAUUACACUCAGAAGGGCACCUUCCUGCGUUUGUAUUAUCCGUCCCAAGAUGGUGACCCUUCUGACACCCUCUGGAUCCCAGACAAAGAGUAUUUUUGGGGUCUUAGUAAAUUUCUCGGAACACACUGGCUUCUAGGCAAAAUUCUAAGCUUAUUUUUUGGUUCAAUGACAACUCCUGCAGCCUGGAAUUCCCCUCUGAGGACUGGUGAAAAAUACCCACUCAUCAUUUUUUCUCAUGGUCUUGGAGCAUUCAGGACAAUUUAUUCUGCGAUUGGCACUGACCUGGCAUCUUACGGGUUUAUAGUUGCUGCUGUAGAACACAGAGAUGGAUCUGCAUCUGCGACUUACUUUUUCAAGGACCAAUCUGCUGCAGAAAUAAGGAACAAGACUUGGCUCUAUCUGAGAACCCUCGGAAAAGGGGAGGAGGAGUUUCCGCUACGCAAUGAGCAGGUACGGCAAAGAGCAGAAGAGUGUUCUCAAGCUCUCAAUAUGAUUCUGGACAUGGAUCGUGGGAAGCCAGUGAAGAAUGUAUUAGAUCUAGAGUUUGAUGUGGAACAGCUGGAGGACUCUAUCGAUAGGGAUAAAAUAGCAGUGAUGGGACAUUCUUUUGGUGGAGCCACAGUUCUUCAGACCCUGAGUGAAGACCAGAGAUUCAGGUGCGGUAUUGCCCUGGAUGCAUGGAUGUUUCCAGUAGGCGAUGAGGUCUAUGACCGAAUUCCUCAGCCCCUCUUUUUUAUCAACUCGGAACAUUUCCAAUAUCCUUCUAACAUCCUCAGAAUGAAAAAAUGCUACUCACCGGGGAGAGAAAGAAAAAUGAUUACAAUCAGGGGUUCAGUUCAUCAGAAUUUUGUUGACUUCACUUUUGCAACCGGCAAAAUAAUGGGCUGCCUAUUCACACUGAAAGGAGAAAUAGAUUCAAAUGUAGCCCUUGGCCUUAGCAACAGAGCUUCCUUAGCAUUCUUACAAAAGUAUUUAGGACUUCAGAAAGAUUUCGAUCAAUGGGAUGCUUUAAUCGAAGGGAAAGAUGACAAUCUUAUUCCAGGGACCAACAUUAACACCACCGACCACCAUGCCACCCUGCAGAACUCUACAUGAAGAGAGAAACAGAAUUUAGAUUAAAAGAGCUUUUUAAAAAUCUUGUUGAAAAACUGUCUAAAAGUGUGUGUGUGAUUUUAAUGCAUUGUCUCAAAUAACUCAUAUUUUAAAAUGUAGGCUGUGCCACAGUAGUGAUUGAAGCUUGGAUUACAAUUUUUUCCUUUAAAUGUAAAGACUGCUACAUAUAAAAUUUAUACCAGCCCUGAUUUCAAUUUAAUUUUAAUUUUACUAAAAUGAUCCUCUUUUUCCAGUGUCAAAAUCAACUGAUUUUACCUGACUUUGAUGGACCGGUAUAUUAAAAUACAGGCACAAUGCCACUGAAAAUGUUAACAAUGACUCCCGAAAAAUAGAAUUAAAAACAGAUUUUCUUAUCUCCUUUUACUAUUACAAGAAGUAGAUGGGUUUAGUACCAUGAUCUUCUAGAUAGGAUUUAGCAGCAAUUCCCUUUGACCUUUAUCAUGGCCAGAAAAAUCAGAUGAAGAGGAAAAUAAAGGCAUUACUUUACUGUGGGAUUAAUGCUACCGCACAGUUUCAGUAUGAUGAAUAAAUGGGGAGUGAGAAUAUUGGUGACAAGGCAAAGGCAGCAGAUUAAAGCAAGUUGGAUUAAAGCAAGUUGGAGAGUUCCCAUUGUGGCGCAGUGGUUAACAACUCCGACUAGGAACCAUGAGGUUGCGGGUUUGAUCCCUGGCCUCACUCAGUGGGUUAAGGAUCUGGCGUUGCCAUGAGCUGUGGUGUAGGUUGCAGACGUGGCUCGGAUCCUGGUGUAGGCUGGAUGCUACAUCUCUGAUUCGACCCCUAGCCUGGGAACUUCCUUAUGCCACAGGAUCAGCCCUAGAAAAGGCAAAAAAAAAAAAAAAAAGGCAAGUUGGUCAUUUGCAUUUACCUUAAUGGCUUAUCUUUUUUUUUUCUUUUUAUGGCUGCACCUGCAGCAUAUGUUAAGUUCCUGGGCUAGGGGUCUAAUCAGAGCUACAGCUGCUGGCCAAGGCCACAGCCGGAGCCACAGCCACACCAGACUGAAGCCACAUCUGUGACCUAUACCAAAGCUUGUGGCAAAGCUGGAUCCUUAACCUACUGAGGCCAGGGAUCAAACCCGUAUCCCCACGGACACUAAGUCGGGUUCUUAACUCGCUAAGCCACAAUGAGAACUCUGUCAUGGUUUAUUUUUGAUGCACUCUAUUUAUUAAAGAAAGGUGCACAAGGAGUGCCUGUCAUGGUUGAGGGGUUGACAAACCUGACUGGCAUGCACCAGGAUGAGGGUUCAAUCCCUGGCCUCGGAUCCAGCAUUGUAAUGAACUGUAGUGUAGGUCUCAGACACAGCUCAGAUCCUGUGUUGCUGUGGCCCUGAUGUAGGCCAGUGGCUACAGCUCCGAUUAGACCCCUUGCCUAGAAACCUCCAUAGGCCGCGAAUGCAGCCUUAGAAAGACAAAAAGACCAAAAAAAAAAAAAAAGUGCAUAAGACAGGCCCAUGACUUUAGCUGUCACAUUAAAUUAUUCACCCAAAAGCUGCUGAGGAUAAGAAAGGAAACAUUUAGACAUUAUUUUGACUGCUUCAGUUUCCAUUAAUUUUAUUUAAUGAAUGUUUUCAAUUUUGUGUAUAAUGGAAGUGGAAGAGCACAAUAAAUGGAAGUAAAAAAUUGGCUUAAAAAUUUGUGCGCUAGAUAUUAUCACAACGUUGUAAAUCAACUACAAUAAAACUUAAAAAUUUUUUUUUAAAGUUCUGUGAACUUAACACCAUCUGGGAGUCAUGGGAAAUGUGUUUUAUUUUCCAAGGGGCAUAACACUUUUGUCAUAAGUAUAUUUUGGUCUAAGUAUGGUCUUAUGAAUUCUUCAUAAUUAAGUGUAAUUAACGCCUGUGUGAACAAAUAAUAAUCAGUACUUAGUAAGCAAGCCUGGUUAACUAUAACCAUUCUAUCUUUAUCCCUUUUGCCCAAUUAACGAUGUUUUCUGAUUUGGCACUCAGGCCUAUCAAUGCUUUCAUGUGCAAAAUCACUCAUUUUGAGACAUUUGAUUCCUAUGAUAUUCAAAUUAGAAAUUUUUAAAUAGAGAGUUAAACUUUUUAACAAAAAACUAAAGGCUUUCCAGAGUUCCUGUUGCGGCUCAGUGGUAAUAAACCUGACUAGAAUCCA